AUGCCGCAGCAGCAGGAGCAGCAGCAGCAGCAGCAGCAGCAGCCAGAGCAGCAGCAGCCCGCCGAGCAGCGGCAGGCUCAGCAGGCACAGCAGGGCAGCCCGGGGGGCACCGCUCAUAAACGGCCGACCUCCGCGCCGCACCCCGCCCUCCCCCGC
Molecule: messenger RNA, 156 nt
Organism: Monoraphidium neglectum
Lineage: Eukaryota; Viridiplantae; Chlorophyta; Chlorophyceae; Sphaeropleales; Selenastraceae
Exons: 1
Source: RefSeq, a predicted model, not a curated record